Anisakis simplex (herring worm) is the source of this 1074-nucleotide messenger RNA. The record is from the annotation of a GenBank genome assembly. NCBI's taxonomy places the organism in Eukaryota, Metazoa, Nematoda, Chromadorea, Rhabditida, Anisakidae.
AUGACAUCAUGGAACGAUAGCUUGGAGGGGUUGGGUGCUUGUGCAAUAUCCAGUUUAUUAUUUGGAUCGAUGUUCGUCCCUCUCAAAAAGCAGAACCCAGGCGAUGGUAUAUUCGUGCAGUGGGUAAUGGGUGCGUCCAUAUUUUGUGUUGGAAUGAUAGUGAACGCGUCUGUUGGAUUUCCAACGUUUCACCCGUUAGCCAUGCUGGGUGGUGCUCUUUGGGCGAUAGGCAAUGUGACCGCAGUGCCAAUAAUAUCGAUGAUUGGAAUGGGAAUGGGAUUGUUGAUAUGGGGCACGAUGAACUGCGUUUGUGGAUGGUUGGUGGGGCGAUUCGGUUUCUUCGGAAUCGAGGCAAAUAUUCCGAAUAAUGUGACACUGAAUUAUAUCGGGCUGAUUCUCGUUCUAAUUGGAGGGAUAUUAUUCUCACGGGUACAUCCCAAUUCAAGCAGAACAACGGUUGCACUUGAACCGCAAUAUUCAAACUCAUCGUCUUUACGCGAUGACGAUGAAAUGAGGGUGCAUUUAAUACGUGAUCGAGAUAGCGAUCAUCAAACUGAUGAAAAUAAUCCACUCUUACGAACCUAUCAGUCACUUGAUAAGAGAUUACUUGGCAUUGCUUUAUCGUUACUCGCUGGAGUUUUUUAUGGAGUUAACUUCGUUCCAGUUAUUUACAUUCAGCAACAUCCUGAUAAGUUCAAAGAUGUCUCAAACAAUGGCCUGUCAUACGUAUUUGCUCAUUAUUGCGGUAUAUUCAUCACAACAACCGUAUUCCUACUCAUUUAUAUCGUUUGUAAACGUAAUCGACCAUACAUCAACAACCAAACUUUGUUGCCUGCGUUCAUCACUGGCUCCAUGUGGGCGAUUGCACAAGCCGCAUGGUUUGUCGCAAAUGAUCGCAUUUCACAGGCGAUAUCGUUCCCAAUCAACGCAAUGAUGCCUGGUGUAUGCGCUGCACUUUGGAGUGUAUUUUAUUUUCGUGAAAUUCAAGGAUCGCGCAAUUUUCGUUUAUUAUUUAGUGCUAUUUCAGUAACUGUUUUAGGGGCAGUCCUUGUUGCCCUAUCAAAAAGUAUUUGA